Camelina sativa (false flax) is the source of this 1457-nucleotide messenger RNA. The record is from RefSeq and is a predicted model, not a curated record. NCBI's taxonomy places the organism in Eukaryota, Viridiplantae, Streptophyta, Magnoliopsida, Brassicales, Brassicaceae.
ACCGCUUGGCAUUCUUUUUUGUUUGAAUCGACCAUGACAUGUAUCUUACAAUUAAAUAGCUUGUUGUUUACGUUAAUCGGCGCCUCUAUAAAUAGCAAUAGGUGAAGUAGCACAUCUUUUCAUAUGAGCUGACGUGAAAACUCAACAUUGCAUGAUAGUAAACAUGAAUACGAGAACGUUUAUCGUAUGGUUUCUGUUGUUAACGGCUGUUGUCGUAGCUGCCGCAGUAGAGACUUCCGUGGAUGACAAGAAAGAAGGUGCAAAGCAAGUAGAGAUACCAACCGGAGAAGGCAAAAGCGACGCUAAGGAUAGUCUCAACCAAGGAGACGUUGGGGUCGAGGCCAAGGUUGAUAAAGAAGAAGACAAAAAUUAUGACGUUGAUCAAGGAUGGAGGGGAGGCGGUGGUCGCGGCCGAGGAGGCGGUGGCCGUGGCCGAGGAGGUGGUGGCCGCGGUGGUGGACGAGGGGGUGGUCGUGGAGGCGGUGCUGAGUUAGAUACCAAUGAAAUAGAUGGUGCAGCAACUGACGUACAAAAUGGAGGCGGUGGCGGGGGAGGAUGGAAGGGAGGCGGUGGCCGAGGCGGAGGAUGGAAGGGAGGUGGCGGUCGAGGCGGAGGAUGGAAAGGAGGUGGCGGCCAAGGCGGAGGAUGGAAAGGAGGUGGCGGCCAAGGCGGAGGAUGGAAAGGAGGUGGUGGCCGGGGAGGAGGUGGUGGAGGCAGUGCUGAGUUGGACACCAUAGAAAUAGAUGGUGCGGCAGAGGACGUACAAAAUUCUGGCGGUGGCCACGGCGGAGGAUGGAAGGGAGGCGGUGGCCAAGGCGGAGGAUGGAAGGGAGGCGGUGGCCAAGGCGGAGGAUGGAAGGGAGGCGGUGGCCAAGGCGGAGGAUGGAAAGGAGGCGGUGGCCAAGGAGGCGGUGGCCGAGGGGGAGGAUGGAAAGGAGGCGGUGGCCAAGGCGGAGGAUGGAAAGGAGGCGGUGGUCGAGGCGGUGCUGAGUUGGACACCGCAGAUAUAGAUGCUACGGCAGAGGACGUACAGAAUUCUGGAGGUGGUGGAGGCGGAGGAUGGAAGGGAGGCGGUGGUCAAGGCGGAGGAUGGAAAGGAGGAGGGUGGAAAGGAGGUGGUGGUCAAGGAGGAGGGUGGAAAGGAGGCGGUGGUUAAGGAGGAGGGUGGAAAGGAGGCGGUGGUCAAGGAGGAGGAUGGAAAGGAGGAGGUGGUAGAGGAGGCGGUGGUGGUGGUGGAGUGUAGAAUCGACCGUCUCUAGACUACUCACAAUUGCAAACUAAAUAUUAUGAGUAGAAAUGUAAGUGUAUGCAAAAUAGCCAACUAUAGUAAAUAAGUUUGAUGCACGGUUUGCCGAUGCAUUACCGCACAUAACCACCUAUCAUGCAGAACUGAUGUAAUGUACGUUGUAUCCUCUUCCUAUAAUCAAUAUAUCUUAGCAGUUGAGUGUUAGUCAGAA